Aricia agestis (brown argus) is the source of this 786-nucleotide messenger RNA. RefSeq names its product protein N-terminal glutamine amidohydrolase (gene tun). The transcript has 5 exons. NCBI's taxonomy places the organism in Eukaryota, Metazoa, Arthropoda, Insecta, Lepidoptera, Lycaenidae. Gene Ontology annotation, cellular component: nucleus; cytosol. The coding region runs from base 32 to 685 and encodes 217 amino acids. The record is from RefSeq and is a predicted model, not a curated record. Gene Ontology annotation, molecular function: protein-N-terminal glutamine amidohydrolase activity; protein-N-terminal asparagine amidohydrolase activity.
CACUGGUUAAAAAAUCCGCCAAAUUGUCAAAAUGUCGGUCAAUGCACAAGUGCAAUUUCCAAAAAAUGAAAACAAUUUAAAAGGUGAUAAAUCCACGAAACCCUUGUUUCCGAAACCUGCAGACUGUUCUUAUGUGUCUUGUUAUUGCGAGGAAAACGUGUGGAAGCUUUGCCAGGAUGUGUCUAUAAGGAUUCCAGGAGAACUGGAUAGAUGUUUCGUCGUUUUUAUUUCUAAUCCAUGUCGCACUGUACCACUAUGGAAACAAAGGGCAGGGCGAGAGGAGGAUCGGCUCGUAAUAUGGGACUAUCAUGUGAUAUUUCUAUACGCCUUAGACUCCAAAUCGUGUUUGGUUUACGAUCUGGACUCAGAACUGCCUUUCCCGACGUUCUUCCACAAAUAUGUAACAGAAACUUUCCGGACUGACCAAGUAUUGAAAUCCGAUUUUCAUAGAUUCUUCCGAGUUGUAUCAGCUAAGCAAUUUCUUCAACAUUUUGCAUCGGACAGACGUCAUAUGAAGAGACCAGACGGCACAUGGAUAAAGCCACCUCCAGCAUAUCCAGCUAUUUGUACAUCAACCUCAACACAUAAUUUGGAUGAAUACAUCAAUAUGGAUACUGGAACCGGUCCAGGCCAGGUAUUUAAUUUAACUGAUUUUGUACAACGAUUCUAUAAAAUUGAAAAGUAGUAAACUACUCAGUUUACAACCAGUAGGUAGUCAAAUAUUGCUAAUCUAUAAUUAUGACUUUAAUUGAUUGUUACAAAAUUAUGAUUCAGUUAAAAUAUUUU